Molecule: messenger RNA, 1223 nt
Organism: Vicia villosa (hairy vetch)
Lineage: Eukaryota; Viridiplantae; Streptophyta; Magnoliopsida; Fabales; Fabaceae
Product: small ribosomal subunit protein RACK1
Exons: 2
Coding region: 78-1052 (324 amino acids)
Biological process (GO): rescue of stalled cytosolic ribosome; positive regulation of protein phosphorylation
Cellular component (GO): nucleus; cytosol
Molecular function (GO): translation regulator activity; ribosome binding; protein kinase C binding
Source: RefSeq, a predicted model, not a curated record
GUUUACAAAGCCUCUGCCACUCUCAAAUUCACAACCCCAAACCCUAGCAGCUUCACAUUUUCUUCACCACCGCAACCAUGGCUGAGGGUCUCGUUCUUCGCGGCACCAUGCGUGCUCACACCGACGUGGUCACCGCCAUCGCCACUCCGAUCGACAAUUCCGAUAUGAUUGUCACCGCCUCCCGCGACAAAUCCAUCAUCCUCUGGCGCCUUACCAAGGAGGACAAAACCUACGGUGUUCCCAGCCGCCGUCUCACCGGUCACUCUCAUUUCGUUCAGGAUGUUGUCCUCUCAUCCGACGGUCAGUUCGCUCUAUCCGGUUCAUGGGAUGGUGAGCUCCGUCUGUGGGAUCUCAACGCCGGAACCUCCGCUCGCAGAUUCGUCGGCCACACCAAAGAUGUUCUCUCUGUGGCUUUCUCGAUUGACAACCGUCAGAUCGUGUCUGCUUCUCGUGACCGCACGAUUAAGCUCUGGAACACUCUCGGUGAGUGCAAGUACACUAUCCAGGACGGUGAUGCUCAUUCCGAUUGGGUCAGCUGCGUUCGAUUCAGCCCUAGCACUCUUCAGCCAACUAUCGUUUCUGCUUCAUGGGAUAAAACUGUGAAGGUGUGGAAUCUGACUAACUGCAAGCUGAGAAACACCCUUGCUGGACAUUCUGGAUAUGUCAACACUGUUGCUGUUUCGCCUGAUGGUUCUCUCUGUGCCAGUGGUGGCAAAGAUGGUGUUAUUCUGUUGUGGGAUUUGGCUGAGGGAAAGAGACUUUACUCUCUUGAUGCUGGGUCUAUUAUCCAUGCUUUGUGCUUCAGUCCUAACAGGUACUGGCUAUGCGCUGCAACUGAGUCCAGCAUUAAGAUCUGGGAUUUGGAGAGCAAGAGUAUUGUUGAGGAUUUGAAGAUUGAUCUAAAGACUGAAGCUGAUGCUACCACCGGUGGUAACACCACCAAGAAGAAGGUCAUCUACUGUACUAGUUUGAACUGGAGUGCUGAUGGAAGCACUUUGUUUAGUGGAUAUACUGAUGGUGUUGUUAGAGUCUGGGGCAUUGGACGUUAUUAGUAACGUUAUUUUGUUUAUCAGAUUUAUCCUGUUUUGUUUUUGAGACAAAUUUAGUUACUGUUUUACGUAGAAUUUAAUUUUGAUGACAAUGGCUUUGUAGCCCUUUCUAUUUACUUUGAAAUGUUUGCUUUUGGUUCUUCCCCCAAACAAGUAAAAUAUUUAUUUUGAAUA